AUGAUCGAUCUUGACUGCACACUGACGAUGAUGAUGAGUGACGUGCACGCAGAUAUCGCGAGAAGGUUUGACUGUGUGCAUGCAGAAGCCUCAUGGAGUGUUACCCCCGUGGUUACCGACUUAUGGAAGCGGAUCCUACUCAAGAGCGAUAUCACAAGCGCGAGAGAGAAGACAGCAAUGAAAAUAUGGCCACCGACAGUCGCGCGACGGGAGGACCUGGUGGCUACGGAGAGACGAGGCUUGGUGGUUCACGACGAUUGGGUCUCGUGGGAUGUCUACCGCAAGGACUACGAAAGGCGAGCUUUGACGCUUCUAGCGAAAAAGGCGACGGAGAAUAUCGCAACCCCGAAACAAGCAGCUACUAAGCUCCAGAAAUAG
Molecule: messenger RNA, 378 nt
Organism: Phytophthora infestans T30-4
Lineage: Eukaryota; Oomycota; Peronosporomycetes; Peronosporales; Peronosporaceae
Exons: 4
Coding region: 1-378 (125 amino acids)
Source: RefSeq, a predicted model, not a curated record